AAGCAGCCACUUUCUUGUCUGACCACCAUGCUUAUAUUCUCCGUAUUCAAAACGCUCACCGACCAGCGAGUCACCGUCGAGCUCAAGAAUGAUCUUUGCAUCACAGGUGUCUUGAAAUCCGUUGAUCAGUUCUUGAACAUCCGUUUGGACGCGAUCAAGGUCUUGGAUGAGGCUAGGCAUCCACACAUGAUGGCCAUCAAGAACUGCUUUAUUCGGGGAUCUGUCGUCAGAUACGUCCAACUUCCCGCUGAACACGUUGAUACACAAUUAUUGGAAGAUGCUACACGAAGAGAAGCCGCAAAUCAAGCCAAGCGUUGAUGAGACUGGUUGUUUUCUGAUUUCAGGUUAUUACUGCGAGUUAAAAUGUGAAACAGGCACUGGCUGGCAUUGCUAGUGUUAUGUUAUGCUCCUUCAAGCUUCAAGACCCAUAAACGUGCACUAGUAUUCAUGUAGGAUAGCGUCUACUCGAAUUAAUGUCAUAUCUGUACAGUAUACUGCUCGCCCAGUUGUGAUUAUCCCAUCAAAUAAACUUUCAAACACACGGAAAUUGACCUUUUUUCCACAAUUAUUCACUUUUGCAAUCGGUGUCGGCACCGACACCUGUUCAAAAUUUAUCAAACACGCGAUUGGGUACUCUCGGGUUCAAGCCGGAAUUCCUCGACGUAGUGGACCGAACUGGCAACAACCAAGGGCGUGUACUGUAAGAGGUCAGAUAGAGCACUACUCCCAGCGUCGAUGCGACAAUUGCGAAACACAACUU
This is a messenger RNA of Serpula lacrymans var. lacrymans S7.9, 760 nucleotides long. RefSeq lists its product as uncharacterized. The transcript has 5 exons. NCBI's taxonomy places the organism in Eukaryota, Fungi, Basidiomycota, Agaricomycetes, Boletales, Serpulaceae. Bases 28 to 318 code for a protein of 96 amino acids. The record is from RefSeq and is a predicted model, not a curated record. Gene Ontology annotation, cellular component: P-body; Lsm1-7-Pat1 complex; precatalytic spliceosome. Gene Ontology annotation, molecular function: RNA binding. Gene Ontology annotation, biological process: mRNA splicing, via spliceosome.